CGGAACACGCUAGUGGAGCGGAAGAUGGCGGCGGUUGCGGCGGAUGCUGCCGGGACCCCAGUUUGGCUGAGGCGGAGAAGCCGCCGGCUCUGACCUCGCUCUGGCUCCAGUGCGUGCGGCGGAGCGUGUGCGAGGCCCCGUGCGGCGGGCAGGGGCUGUGGUGGCCAGUGCGCGCCGCCCCGAGGAACGCCCCGGCGGCGCUGCUGCGGCGGCUGAGGAGAGAGCCGGCUCCGGGCCUCGGCGUCCUCCGGUGCCCCGGGCCCCGCGCCUCCUCGGGGGGGCGGCGGCGGCGAUGUUCUCGGUCUUGUCGUACGGGCGGCUGGUGGCCCGCGCCGUCCUCGGCGGCCUGUCGCAGACCGAUCCCAGGGCGGGCGGCGGCGGCGGCGGUGGCAGCGGCGACUACGGACUGGUGACGGCGAGCUGCGGCUUCGGCAAGGACUUCCGUAAGGGCCUGCUUAAGAAGGGCGCGUGCUACGGGGACGACGCGUGCUUCGUGGCCCGCCACCGCACGGCCGAUGUGUUGGGAGUUGCAGAUGGUGUUGGAGGAUGGAGAGACUAUGGCGUGGACCCAUCUCAGUUCUCAGGGACUUUAAUGCGAACAUGUGAGCGGUUAGUAAAAGAAGGACGCUUCAUUCCUAGCAAUCCUGUCGGGAUUCUCACCACGAGCUACUGUGAAUUGCUGCAAAACAAAGUACCUUUGCUGGGUAGCAGCACAGCCUGCAUUGUGGUACUGGACAGAAGUAGCCACCGCUUGCAUACAGCAAACCUGGGUGACUCGGGCUUCCUGGUGGUCCGGGGCGGCGAAGUCGUGCACCGAUCUGAUGAACAGCAGCAUUACUUCAACACUCCAUUCCAGCUCUCCAUCGCACCACCUGAGGCUGAAGGGGUUGUCCUGAGUGACAGCCCGGACGCUGCUGAUAGCACGUCUUUUGACGUCCAGUUAGGUGACAUCAUCCUUACGGCAACAGAUGGGCUUUUUGACAACAUGCCUGAUUAUAUGAUCCUUCAGGAGCUGAAGAAACUGAAGAAUUCAAAUUACGAGAGUAUACAGCGGACGGCAAGAAGCAUUGCUGAGCAGGCACAUGAGCUGGCCUAUGACCCAAAUUAUAUGUCACCUUUUGCACAGUUUGCAUGUGACAAUGGACUGAAUGUGAGAGGUGGAAAACCAGAUGAUAUCACUGUCCUCCUCUCAAUAGUGGCUGAGUACACGGACUGAUUGGCCACGCUGGCAACUCCUGCCUUUCCCUGUCACCCCAUUUUUCCCUGCCAUGUGUGCUGAUCCUGCUGGCAGGACCACAUUUCUUUGCCACUGAUUUCAGUGGCCAAUGCCGGAUGCCUGGCCCUUGUUUGAGACCCAUUGAGAUCCUUGUUGAGAACCACUAUUGUCAUCCACUAGCCCAGGACCUGCUGGUGACCACCAAGAGAAGCUCGGUGACUGCUCCCUUCUCCUGGAGGGGUUCAAAGCCUUUUACCUUUCAAAAGCAGUUGAAGUUUUGAAAAUAAGUAAUGUUGGUAAAGUGAAUUCAGAAUUUCAGUGUGUUAAAGGGAUGUAUCAUCCAACAGACAGUAAAUAGUGAUGUCAUACUGGAAAACACACAACCCUCCCAGGAGGAGCCUGUGCCCACAGGCGCAGUCUGCCAGACCUGCCAUGGCUUUGUGUUUUCUGUAUAAACUCCUGUUUCCCAGGAGUUCACAUCCUGCUCCAAACCUGUGCUGGGUUCUGACACUCAACCCUAGCAGCUUACAGUUUUGAUGACAAAUUGGAAGAAAAUUUUCAUUCUUUGGAUGCAGAUAUUUUAUGCUUUUUAAAAAGAUGCUUAAUUGUGCUCCUGUGAUUGAAGCUAUGGCAGUUACUGAUUUUCCAUGUCACAGGCUCGAGGCCUGGUCCACAGGAGGGACAGAGGAAGGAGACUCUACCAAAAUCUAUUCCCAGAAAUGUAAUGCAAAAUUACAAAACUCAUCAAAGCCUGAGAAUCAAAUGCUGAAGCUGAAGUCUUCUGUGCUGCCUGUGAGAAUGCCACGGGCCUUCCCGGCCAGGCAAAAGUAUGCAGCUGCAGCUUGGAAUGGGGUUGGCUUUGGACAGCCUCACUCCUUCCGUCCCUCAGGAGCUCACACCCUUAGAGCGUGCCCCAACUGUGCUGUGUCCUCAAGGUGACAGCGUGGUGGCUGCAGCACACAGAGUCCACAGGAAAGCUAGUGAUGACCUGACGUUCGCAGUGACCCCAGCUGAGUGUGGGGUUCUGAGUCCAGCUUAAUGUUUACAGUUCCAAUAGCCAUUUGCAGUAGGUGACGUUCCUUCUCAGACUUUCCCAUUACCUGCAAGCGCAAACUUACUUUUAAGGUUUAUGUACAAUUGACUGCUGUAAAGAUAUAUAUUUUUUGGUCCGUUCUUUUCCUUCUUUAACUUGGUGGUAGAAAACCAUAUAUACUUAGAAGCCCUUAAAUUAAAGCCGUGUUUUCUGUGUAAGUCAGGUGAUGUUGGUGUGAAGAGCACGUGAGCAGUCGCACAGCCCUUCCUCUGCAGGAGACACUGGCUCCCUGGUUACUGCAUUGAACUUGUGUUUGAGGUUACCUCAACUUGUUUUUAAAAGAUUUUGUCUGUGAGUUUGUAUAUUUGAGUAGCUGUCUCUUGUUUUAUUUAAAUUGUUUACCAUGUACCAUGUACAUGUCAUUGCUGUAUCUCAGUGCAUCAUGCUUGUAACAGGCAUUUUGUUUAUAAGAAUGAGUUACUCAUUUGUAAGCUGUUCAGUAAUUUAUCUACUAUUCCUAAAUUGGCAUAAUGUUAGAUUCCUAUUUUGAAUCACCUUUAAUUACAUGUCAGAAUGCCUUAACUACCCUAACCUGACAACACUGAGUUCUUUGGUGAGGAGAUACAGGGGCCGGGUAUGGAGGGAGACUGGGAUAAAGAGAUGUCAUGCUCUGUUGAUGACAGAGCAUGAGGGGCACUGGUGGGUAUUUAUUUUGCACAAACUCUUGGCAGUGUCUGUGUUUAGAACAGUAAGGUUGUAUCCAGACGGGGUGUGUGGCCCUAGGACUGACUACUCCAACUCUUUUCUGUGGUUUAUAAUUAGUUUCUGGUCAGAUGUAUUGUAGCCUUACAAUCUGGAUAUAUUUUUGCAUUAAUUUUCCAAUGCCAACAUUUAAUUCCUGCUAGGAGCAGAGCUGGUCAAGUCACUGGCUUUUUUCUGCUCUUACUUAACCCAUCAAGCAGUCUUUCUAAAGGUAGAUCGGUGUAUUUUCUACAACUCACUUUUCUGAGCAGUGGUUGUUAGACGUGGACAGUGCGGCUGUUGUAGUGCACUGGAAACCAUGGGGCAGCAUUGAGAUUCAGACUGAAAAUUACUUUGGGCCUGGUGCAUGGACUAGUGACAUUACAUAUUCCACUUGCUCCACCCCUGUCCUUUUUCUUACACACUUAAUUUUAUGGCUGUCAGAAGCCAGGUGGAGGAGUGCUGCCUCUCACUCCCCAUGGCCAGGGGCUCUGCCACACACCCCUCACCAGAUCCUCUUUGGAACCUGGUGUGUGCGUGCAUUGUAUUUUAAAUCAAGCAAUGUAAGCACUCAUAUUUGUCUCACGGAGUGAACUUUUAUAACAAAAGAGAAAUUUGGGUUUUAAUUUACAAAUGGCAAAUUAUUUAUCCCUCUCUGGAUGCACCAAAGACCAGUAAAGUUUAUAGCUUUUCCAUCUAUAUUUAUAAAGCAAUACUGUAUUAUAAAAAAAAUCACUAUUUUUAUCACAUGCUUGAAAUUUUUAUUUUGUUCUGUUUUAAAAAUGUGCACUCUAAACAUAUCAGAACCUUAUUUCUUCCUAUGAACUUAAGCUGCCUGCGCACAAGAAAGAAAUAAGAUUACCAAAUGGAGGUGAAAUAGCUAGAGUCCCUAGGCUCUUAAAAAUUGAAAGAAAUGAGGGCGAGAACAAGUUAUUUGUCCUGAGUUACUGUAUAAGCUUGACUUGGUUGGUCGGUUACUAACUCACAGAGAAUCCAUUCCAGGUGUGCGUGUCUGGGUUGGGCUGUGUCUGGAGUAGAGACUGAGUAUGAGCUUUCUGAGGCAGGAGAGUGCCCUUUUCUGCUGCUGUCCUUGUUGUGGAUAGAGGAGGCAGCGAGACCUCACAGGGCUGCCCUCCUGGUGAGUGUUGUGGAGGUGGCCAGCAGGAUUGGGUAGGGCUGUCUGUACAUGUUUAUACUUUGGGUAGGUUCAUGGCUCCUUGUCACUGUCCACCAACUAUCUUCGGCAAAGUUAGAACAGUUUCUCUGGAGACUGUCACAGUUUUGUGUUUAAAAAAUUUUGCGAUACUAAGAAAAAAACUGCUUAUAAAGCAAAAUAUGAACCAGAAGACAUUUGGAUUCUAUUUCUUUCAAAAAGUAAAUUUAUCACAAAAUUGAAUUUCUCAACUAAAGCGGUGUCCAUGUCAAAAUGUAACUGUUAGCAGGUAGUUUGUGGCAAAAGCGACUAAGUGAUGAAGCAAAUCUGAAUCCAUGUGUACUAAUGAGCUGUGUUUUCUGUUGAGACUAUCAUUGUUUGUCCUACAAGAGGCAAUGACCUGAAUCGAUGUCUGAAAUAUAACUUAUGCAGGAAUAGUUCUGUAAAUACAUUUAAAUAAACUGUAAAGAUAUUUAAUAAAUAUAGUAUUUA
Molecule: messenger RNA, 4635 nt
Organism: Microtus ochrogaster (prairie vole)
Lineage: Eukaryota; Metazoa; Chordata; Mammalia; Rodentia; Cricetidae
Gene: Pptc7
Product: protein phosphatase targeting COQ7
Biological process (GO): protein dephosphorylation
Cellular component (GO): mitochondrion
Molecular function (GO): protein serine/threonine phosphatase activity
Source: RefSeq, a predicted model, not a curated record